This is a messenger RNA of Lutra lutra (Eurasian river otter), 5946 nucleotides long. It is a transcript of the gene INVS, whose product is annotated as inversin. Gene Ontology annotation, molecular function: protein binding. Gene Ontology annotation, cellular component: ciliary inversin compartment. Gene Ontology annotation, biological process: protein localization to ciliary inversin compartment. NCBI's taxonomy places the organism in Eukaryota, Metazoa, Chordata, Mammalia, Carnivora, Mustelidae. Bases 249 to 3467 code for a protein of 1072 amino acids. The record is from RefSeq and is a predicted model, not a curated record. The transcript has 17 exons.
GCGGAGGACGACGAACCUCUGUUUUUAGAGGAUGGGAACUACAAUUCCCAGAGGGAAGUGCGGUCGAGCGCCUCGGGCGGCCUUCGGAGGGGUUCUUCUAGUUUCAGCUCGCUGGGGUCUCUCCCAGCCGGAUGUAGUGUACAGUCCUGGCGGGAGGGGCGGCCCACUGCGGGGUCGUGCCUCCUGGAGCCGCCCCCGGGACGUGAGUCCUGGAGGAGGCGAGGGGUGCGCCAUUUGUUGAGAAGACUAUGAACAGGUCAGAGAACUUGUUCCUUCCCGGCUCCUCAUUAGCAUCUCAAGUUCAUGCUGCUGCUAUUAAUGGAGAUAAGGGCACUCUCCACAGGCUCAUCAUAGGAAACUCUGCCCUUAAAGACAAAGAAGACCAAUUUGGGAGGACACCGCUUAUGUAUUGUGUGUUGGCUGACAGACUGGAUUGUGCAGAUGCUCUCCUGAAGGCAGGAGCAGAUGUUAAUAAAACUGACCACAGCCAGAGAACAGCCCUCCAUCUUGCAGCUCAAAAGGGGAAUUAUCGUUUCAUGAAACUCCUACUCACACGCAGAGCGAACUGGAUGCAGAAGGAUCUGGAAGAGAUGACCCCCUUGCACUUGACCACCCGGCACAGGAGCCCUAAGUGUCUGGCGCUCCUGCUGAAGUUUACGGCACCUGGGGAAGUGGAUACACAGGAUAAGAACAAGACUCUCUCAAUUUUGCAGCAAACAGCUCUGCAUUGGAGUGCUUACUACAACAACCCUGAGCACGUCAAGCUGCUUAUCAAGCAUGACUCCAACAUUGGGAUUCCUGAUGUGGAAGGCAAGAUCCCCCUUCACUGGGCAGCCAACCACAAGGAUCCAAGCGCCGUUCAUACAGUGCGAUGCAUUCUGGAUGCUGCUCCCACGGAGUCUUUACUGAACUGGCAAGAUUACGAGGGUCGGACCCCCCUUCACUUUGCAGUUGCUGAUGGGAAUGUGACAGUGGUUGAUGUCUUGACCUCCUAUGAAAGCUGCAAUAUAACAUCUUACGAUAACUUAUUUCGAACCCCGCUUCACUGGGCAGCUUUGCUAGGCCACGCACAGAUCGUCCAUCUCCUUUUAGAAAGAAAUAAGUCUGGAACCAUCCCAUCGGACAGCCAAGGAGCGACACCUUUGCACUAUGCAGCUCAGAGUAACUUUGCCGAAACAGUUAAAGUAUUUUUAAAACAUCCUUCAGUGAAAGAUGAUUCAGACCUCGAAGGAAGAACAUCCUUUAUGUGGGCUGCUGGAAAAGGCAGUGAUGAUGUCCUUAGGACUAUGCUGAGUUUAAAAUCUGACAUUGAUAUUAACAUGGCAGACAAGUAUGGAGGUACAGCCUUACAUGCCGCUGCCCUUUCUGGCCACGUCAGCACCGUGAAGUUACUGCUGGAAAAUAACGCUCAGGUAGAUGCCACCGACGUCAUGAAGCAUACCCCGCUCUUCCGAGCCUGUGAGAUGGGACACAAAGAUGUGAUUCAGACGCUUAUUAAAGGUGGAGCAAGGGUAGAUUUAGUUGAUCAGGACGGACAUUCUCUUCUACACUGGGCAGCACUGGGAGGAAAUGCUGAUGUUUGCCAGAUAUUGAUAGAAAAUAAGAUCAAUCCAAAUGUGCAAGAUUACGCAGGACGAACCCCUUUGCAGUGUGCGGCGUACGGCGGCUACAUCAACUGCAUGGCUGUGCUCAUGGAAAAUAAUGCAGACCCCAACAUUCAAGACAAAGAGGGAAGAACAGCUUUGCACUGGUCCUGUAACAACGGAUACCUUGAUGCCAUUAAAUUACUACUAGACUUUGCUGCUUUCCCUAAUCAGAUGGAAAACAAUGAAGAAAGGUACACUCCCCUGGACUAUGCUUUGCUGGGCGAGCGCCACGAAGUGAUCCAGUUCAUGUUGGAGCACGGCGCCCUGUCCAUUGCAGCCAUUCAGGACAUCGCCGCCUUCAAAAUCCAGGCGGUCUACAAAGGGUACAAAGUCAGAAAAGCUUUCCGAGACCGGAAAAAUCUCCUCAUGAAGCAUGAACAGUUGAGAAAAGAUGCUGCUGCCAAGAAGCGAGAGGAAGAAAACAAACGAAGGGAAGCAGAACAGCAGAAGGGACGGCUGAGCCCAGAUUCCUGCAGACCCCAAGCCCUUCCUUGUCUGCCCAACACCCAGGCUGAGCCCCACAGGCAGAGCCAGGCUCCCAGCAAACAGCCUCCCACCAGCAACGCAGCCCAGGACACUGAGGAGACAGCCUGUCGAGGAUCUCCGGGCAAACUAUCUCCAGACAGAGCCCCCCAGCGGGAGCAGCAUCUUUCCCCAGAUGUGCAGGGAAGAGACCCCAGAAAGCCAAACGAAUCACCCAGACAACAGUCUAAAGGCCGAUCUGCCUGUGUCCACUUCAGCCCCAGUGAAGGCAAUGAUGGAAGCAGACAUCUAGGAGUCUCCUCUGUUGAGAAGUCCAGAGGUGAGACAGUUGGUGAGCAGCGGUGUGACAAAGGGAAAGGCUUCUUGAAGCAGCCUUCCUGUACCAGGGUAGCCAGGCCUGAUGAGGAAGGAGAGGACCCCAGUUGGGCAGCAGCAAGCCUUCCACAGCAGGAUGGGCCCCGGAAACCCAGCCGGCGGCAGGACACAGCACCCAAGGCCAAAUGUGCAUCCCAGAGAAGGCGCAUUCAAGAGCUCCGAGGAGGAAGGCACUCCCCGGCUGGUUCCAGCCGGCCUGGGAGUGCCAAGGGGGAGGUGGUCCAUGCUGGGCAGAAUCCUCUCCACCAUCGAACACCAAGAAACAAAAUGACACAGGACAAGCUCACAGGAGGGAUCUACUCAGAUUUGCCACAGAACACGGAGGUGUUGGGGUCAGGAGUCAGGAAGUCGGGAACAUCCACCCUGUCUGAGGACACCCGGAUAUCCAAGGAGCCUGAUCCAGCACCUGGUGCUCUCUCUGGGCAGACUCUGAAUAUUGACCUUCUCCCUGUAGAGCUGCGGCUGCAGAUAAUCCAGAAAGAAAGAAGCAGGAAAGAGCUGUUUCGCAAAAAGAACAAGGCAGCAGCGGUCAUCCAGCGGGCCUGGAGAAGCUACCAGCUUAGGAAGCACCUGUCUCACCUUCUGCAUAUGAAGGAGCUUGGAGCCAGAGAUGUGGACAGAUGGAACCGAGAGUGCCUGGCAUUGCUGCUCCAAAUUUGGAGGAAAGAACUGGAACUAACCUUCCCAAAGGACACUGCAGUAACCAGGACCACAAAGAGUUCAUCCAGGGGCAGCUCAGGCACAAAGUCCACUAGACACUCAGUACUCAAGCAAAUCUACGGUUGUUCUCAAGAAGGAAAAGUACCUUAUCCCACAAGAUCUUCCAGAGCUUAUCCUGUGCUGCGUCUCAAUUCAGUGAGCAACUUGCAGUGUAUACACCUCCUUGAGAACAGUGGAAGAUCAAAGAAUUUUUCUUAUAACCUACAAUCAGCUACUCAAUCAAAAACCAAAACAAAGCUCUGACCACCUCUGGAGGAAGAAUGUGUCUGGGGUAGCUGGAAUAGCUAGUGCAGAGUUCUAAUUCUCUGCUGAUUCAUCUUUUACAUCUUGAGACAACUUUAAUCCUCACGCCUAAAGCCUUAGUGGCCUGAAAAUGUGGUAACAAUGAAGUGACCGUGUCUGAAUGUUCUCUCUCUGUUCUUCUACCACACUGUUUUGUAAACUUAGCCUGUGCUACAAGGACCAUGGUACACUGUGCCAAAGCUUCCUGGCUGUCUACCUUCACUUCAGUCAGUACAGCUGUAAAGCAGAACUUAUCAUUAACAGUAAAAUCUAAGUAAAAUUCAGAACAUGAGCACUAACAUGAGAUUUCUGCCAGCCAGCUGGUGCAGGCCUGGGUUUUUGGCCCUGGUAAAGGACUAGAUGAGAUGGGUGGUUAGGAGCCUGUCCUACAGCACCCAUCUUCUUCAUUUCACUUUUUCUCCAAUCUAAUCUUAUUCCAACAUUAUCAUUUUUAAAUUUUAGAGCAGAAUCAUGACCCAGCAUUUGCAUUUACAAAUUAAGACAAGGGGCACCUGGGUGGCUCAGUAAAACGUCUGCCUUUGGCUCAGGUCACGAUCUCCUGGAGCUGCAGCAGGCUCACCACUAACUGGGGAAUCUGCUGGAUAUUCUCUCCCUUUCCUUCAUAACCCUCCCCACCCCAAACACCUACACGCUCUCUCAUUCUCUCUCUCUCUCUCUCACUCUAAAAUAAAUCAAUCUUGGGGCACCUGGGUGGCUCAAUCAGUUAAGCAUUUGCCUUUUGCUCGAUCUCCAGGUCCUGGGAUGGAGCCCCUCAUGAGUCUCCCUGCUCAGCAGGGAGUCUACCUGUCCCUCUCCUAUUCUCCGUUUGUACUCUGUCAAUAAAAUCUUAAGAGGAAAAAAAAAAAUCGGGGGCACCUGGGUAGCUCAGUGAGUUAAGCCUCUGCCUUCAGCUCAGGUCAAGGUCUCAGGGUCCUGGGAUCGAGCCCCGCAUCAGGCUCUCUGCUCAGCAGGGAGACUGCUUCCCCCUCUCUCUCUGCCUGCCUCUCUGCCUACUUGUGAUCUCUCUCUGUCAAAUAAAUAAAAUCUUAAAAAAAAAAAAUCGUAAGACAAUAACAGGCACUCUGUUGAUCCCUUACAUUUUAUAGUUCCCAUGUUAGCCUCUGAAGGCCUCAGGUUGCUGCUGUGUCCUGUGAACAGCAGUCUCACUUGCUGAGCACCAGCAGCAGUAUCCCAGCACUGAGGAAUCAACUGGGGAGGUUUACAGACCAGACCAUUUACGUAUAAGGUACCAAUUCAGGUCUUUUCUGCCUGACCUGUACAGCUGAGCAAUCUUGUCAAAAUGCCAUUCCUACUGGCAAGGAAAACCGUCCUAAAACUAUAUACAUUCUAAAAACAUCUGGCAUAAAUACAAUCCAGUGAUCACAGGCUUUUUCACAUUUUUAAGAGCAAAGUUACAGCAGGAAUAUAGACAGAAGGCCUAAACAGUGACAGGCUCAAGUAUUUCUAGGACCAUUUUCAUUUUCUGAAAAUUACUGCCACCUGUCCUGACAGUAAGAGAUAAGAAGCAAUAAAGUGUUAACUGUAGCAAACUGUAAAAAAUUAAGGUAAUUAUUUCAUAAUUAUGAAAAUAAUGAAUACAGGUGACCAUUGAGCAGCCAGGUUUGUAUGGAUCAACUGAACAUGGUUUUUCAAUAAACACAUAUAGUAUCGAUAAAUACAGCUGUAGUGCUGCAAAUGUGUUCUUUUUCUCUAGCUUGCUUUAAGAAUUAGAUAUCUAACACCAAAAAAAUAUGGGUAAACGGAUUAUCAAUAAGGCUUCUGGUCAACAGUAUGCUAUUAGUAAAGGUUUGGGGGAACCAAAUGUUAUACACAGAUUUUUUGACUGGGGGAAGGGUGUCAGAACUCCCUAAAUCUCCAAUAUUGUACAAGGGUCAAUAUAAAUUGCUAUAUACAGCUUCUAACAGACCAAUAGUGGAAAGUACUUUUGAAAGAAUUAAACUUGAUCAAAACAAGUUCCAUUUAGGUAUAGAAAAACCCAAACAACUGUAGCAGUAUCUUGAAAUCUUGCUCCUGCAGAGAGGGAGAGAAAACUGCUGUAUAUAAUAGGACUCCAUGGUCAGAAGCUGAAUGUCAUGAUGGAGAAGGGCAACUAUUCCCAAAUAAAAAACUGGUUUCUGCUGCUGUCUGAAUGAACCGGAGGUGAGACCACACAAACAGACUCUGCUACUUUCUUGAUAAAUAACAGAAGAUACUAUAUUAUCACUGUGUAUUUUGUAAAUAUUUAGUUCCUAUGAAAUGCAAAAUACACUAACCACCUGUAAGCAAGUAUUAUGUACUAGUCCCAGAAGCCAGCCUGCAUUAUUUUCCUACCUUAGAGUAAAGGAAGGAUCAUAAACUUCUUUAAAAGUUCAACUUUAAUGACAAACAUUACAUCAGUCUCUCUUCAAAAUUAGAUGUGAAUAAACAGUUUCAAACAGGA